Symbiodinium natans is the source of this 1050-nucleotide messenger RNA. Lineage: Eukaryota; Dinophyceae; Suessiales; Symbiodiniaceae. The record is from the annotation of a GenBank genome assembly.
AUGGUCAUCGGGCCAGCAUGGACCCGGGGCGAAAUCGAGAAGCCAGCUGGGACCAAGAACAUGGGUAGCUGGACUGCCGCGGUCUACACUCCAGAGCAACAAGCUCGCUUAGGUGUGGACGAGUCGGGCAACAAGGUGGCCGAUCUGGCCCAGGCUGCAGCUCCUCCUAAGCUAUGCGGGGCCAUCGGGCCAGCUUGGACCCGGGGCGAAAUCGAAAAACCGGCUGGGACCAAGAACAUGGGCAGCUGGACUGCCGCAGUCUACACUCCAGAGCAACAAGCUCGCUUAGGUGUGGACGAGUCGGGCAACAAGGUUCCCGAUCUGGCCAAGGCUGCAGCUCCUCCGCAGCUGCCGAAGCUCGGGGCCAUAUGCGGGGCCAUCGGGCCAGCUUGGACCCGGGGCGAAAUCGAAAAACCGGCUGGGACCAAGAACAUGGGCAGCUGGACUGCCGCAGUCUACACUCCAGAGCAACAAGCUCGCUUAGGUGUGGACGAGUCGGGCAACAAGGUUCCCGAUCUGGCCGAGGCUGCAGCUCCUCCUAAGCUAUGCGGGGCCAUCGGGCCAGCUUGGACCCGGGGCGAAAUCGAAAAACCGGCUGGGACCAAGAACAUGGGCAGCUGGACUGCCGCAGUUUACACUCCAGAGCAACAAGCUCGCUUAGGUGUGGACGAGUCUGGCAAGAAGGUGGCCGAUCUGGCCAAGGCUGCAGCUCCUCCUAAGCUAUGCGGGGCCAUCGGGCCAGCUUGGACCCGGGGCGAAAUCGAAAAACCGGCUGGGACCAAGAACAUGGGCAGCUGGACUGCCGCAGUUUACACUCCAGAGCAACAAGCUCGCUUAGGUGUGGACGAGUUUGGCAAGAAAGUGGCCGAUCCGGCCAAGGCUGCAGCUCCUCCGAAGCUCGGGGCCACACUCGGGUCCAUUGGGCCAGCUUGGACCCGGGGCGAAAUCGAAAAGCCGGCUGGGACCAAGACCAUGGACACCUUCGCAGGUAGCUGGACUGCUGCAGCAGCGACCUCGACAUUUCCGCAACGGAUCGAAGCUCUUGCAUAG